UUUUCUCAAUUGUCAAUUGCACAAAUAAUGUAUCUCCAUCAUUUAUUCAAGCAAAUUUCUUUAAUUCAUCUAUCUCCAUGACUAUUGAUCAAAUUAUUUCUACUGACAUUACUCCUGAGUUUUUUAUUAAUGAAUUUG
This is a messenger RNA of Racocetra persica, 138 nucleotides long. Lineage: Eukaryota; Fungi; Glomeromycota; Glomeromycetes; Diversisporales; Gigasporaceae. The record is from the annotation of a GenBank genome assembly.